Fraxinus pennsylvanica is the source of this 1143-nucleotide messenger RNA. The record is from the annotation of a GenBank genome assembly. NCBI's taxonomy places the organism in Eukaryota, Viridiplantae, Streptophyta, Magnoliopsida, Lamiales, Oleaceae.
AUGGGAAACAGUGAAGAGGAGAAGCCUUCUAAGCCCGAGAAAUCAUCCCUGCCUGCAAUGGACCAGCAUAAUAUACAUGCAUUCCCUGAUUGGGCGAAGAUGCAGGCUUACUAUGGUCCUCGACUUCCUGUACCACCAUUUCUAAACUCGGCCGUUACUCCUGGUCAUGUGCCUUCCUCCUAUAUGUGGGGACCACCACAGGCUAUGAUGCCACCUUAUGGGCCUCCAUACACGGCAUUCUACGCACAUGGCGGCAUUUAUGCACAUCCUGGAGUUCCUCUAUGUGGUACUCCUUUGAGCGUGGACGCACAGGCCAAGUCAUCUGAGAAUACUGAUGGAAGUAUGGUGAAGAAGUUGAAAGAAUUUAAUGGGCUUGCAAUGUCAAUAGGUAAUAGCAAUGACAACUCUGACGGUGCUGAAGGUGGAUCUAACCCUAUAUUUUCAAAAAGCGGGGAAACUGAGGAUUCUAGUGAUGGAAGUAAUGGGAUUACUGCAGGGGUUGGUCAGAAAGGAAAGAAAAGAAGUCGGGAGGGAACUCCUAACAAUGCUGUAAAGGGCAAUGCUCAUUCACGUAACAGUACAAUGGAUAUGGUCAUGCCUGAAAAGGCUACAGAAAACGUCUCCACAGCACUAGAACUCAAAGAUCUUUCCAACACAAAUGUGAAGUCUGUUGCAGCUAAAUUGCCACAACCACUCAAGACAAAUGAAGCCUGGUUGCAUAAUGAGCGGGAUCUGAAGCGAGAGCGAAGGAAACAGUCUAAUCGAGAAUCUGCUAGAAGAUCAAGGUUGAGGAAACAGGCUGAGGCUGGGGAACUAGCUAUAAAGGUUGAAGCGCUAACUAAUGAGAAAUUUAUGCUCAAAUCCGAGAUUACUAAAUUAAUGGAAAACUCAGAUAAACUGAAGAUCGAGAACGCUACGUUAAUGGAGAAACUAAAAGAUGGACAACUAGGCCAAACAGAGAUAAGUCUACAUAAAAUUGAUGAUCCGAGGCUGAAACCAAUUGGCACGGCAAAUUUACUCGCAAGAGUUAAUAACGCCGACGGGAAGAAUGAAGACGAUUCGUACGAGAGUAGAAGCUCGGGAACAAAGCUUCGUCAGCUUCUUGAUACUAGCCCGAGGACUGAUGCUGUGGCUGCCAGCUGA